CUUUCCUUAUCGAUGAUGAGUGGCGCACCAAAGGAUGUCGGUAUUCGUGCUAUGGAACUUUAUUUUCCUAACAGUUAUGUGGAGGAGUCAGAGCUAGAAGAGUUCAAUAAAGUUAGCAGCGGUCGUUACACAGUUGGUCUUGGAGUAAAAGAAAUGGGUUUUUGUGGUGUCGAGGAAGAUGUUACCUCGAUUAGCUUAACUGUUCUUUCGGCUUUGCUUAAAAACUACCAAAUUGAUAAAAGUUCCGUUGGUUAUAUUAUAGUUGGAUCUGAAACAAUAACAGAUAAAAGUAAAGGCGUCUUCACAGCUUUAAGCCAGUUAUUUGACAAAAACAAUGAGAUUUUUGGAGCUGAGUGUAUAGGGGCUUGUUAUGCGGGAACUUCAGCAUUGUUUAAUGCUAUUGAUUGGAUUUAUGCCAACUGGCAGCGCGAAAGAAAGUAUGCCGUUGUCGUUAUGGCCGACAUUGCAGUGUAUGCUCCGGGACCAGCUAGAUGUACUGGAGGGGCUGGAGCAUUUGCUGCAUUAAUCGGUCCUGACGCUGCUGUCGCUUUUGAAGAGGGAUUGCGUUCUGCCGUUUUGAAAGACGUAUGGGAUUUUUAUAAACCUGUAUGUGGUCUUUCUACUGAAUAUGCUUUUCUCAAUGGUCAAUUGAGCCUGGAGUCGUAUCUAAGGAUGCUGGAUUUUGCUUACGAAAAUUAUAAAAGAAAAGCAUUUAAGCUGCGUGGAAUAGGUAUUUCUCUGUCGGAUUUUCAAGCUGUUAUGUUGCAUUGUCCAUUUUCGAAAUUGGUACAGAAAGGAUUUGGUCGUCUUGUUUAUAAAGAUUAUAUGGAGGGCCUUCAAGAUUCCCUUGUGGAACCGGAAUUAUUAGACACUAUAAACAAGAAUCUUUGGGAAGAGAAAGCACUUCCUAAUCUUUUUUUCAACCUUAGAAUUGGUAAUAUGUAUACAGCUUCAUUAUAUGCCCAAUUAUUUGGGCUCUUUCACAGUAAACGUCAAAAAUAUUCUCCGGCGGCCUACACUGAAAUUCUCGCAGCUAGGGAGACAUUUACUAAUGGGAAGAAAUGUGAGAAUAUUUUCAGUUAUAUUACUUUAUUACAGCAGUAA
Molecule: messenger RNA, 1104 nt
Organism: Enterobius vermicularis (human pinworm)
Lineage: Eukaryota; Metazoa; Nematoda; Chromadorea; Rhabditida; Oxyuridae
Source: the annotation of a GenBank genome assembly